AUGCCAUGCACUACACUGCACGUGCUCCUAGCUCAUUGCGCAUCAGCCGAUGCUUCCAACCCUCCAGCGUAUUUGCCAAGAAGAGUAGCUAAAGUUCGCGUUGUUUGGAAAUCAGCUGGGAAAGGUGAGACAUGCUAUGGGCUUCAUGAGGCGGCGAUUUUCACCCGGGAGCUCUUCGAGAUGUACGAGCAGUUUUCAGACUCCCGCGGCUGGAACUUUCAGGUGGAGACCGUGAAUGAAGGCGUUGGAGGAGGUGUCCUGUUCGCUUCCGCACGCGUGUCUGGCGGAGUCGACGAGGAGACAGCUCCCUACGGCUGGCUUCGGCACGAGUCUGGUGUUCAUCGCGUCCAGCGCGUGCCCAGCACGGACAAAAAGGGCCGUAUGCAGACCUCCAGCGCAGCCGUGGUCGUUCUGCCUAUUGCCGACGAAGAGGAUGUGGAGUUCGCUGCCGGCGAUCUCCGGAUCGAGAUCAGCAAGAAGUCCUCGGGCCCCGGUGGACAAAGCGUCAACGCGGCGCACCAGGCAGUUCGGGUCAUCCACAUUCCGACGGGGCUUUCAGUGCAGAGUACCUCCUCUCAGUCGCAGUACGAGAAUCGCACGCGUGCAAUUGAAAUGCUGCGCACGAAGCUUCUGGACCGACAGAUUUCUGCCAAAUCCGAAUUCGAGCGUGCAGAGCGCAAGGAUCAAAAGGGCACCGGAGACCGAUCUGAGAAGAUCCGGACGUACAACUUCCAGCGCGACGAGGUUGUAGACCACCGACUGCCUAAAGAUGCAGGUGGGGCUGGCCACAGCGCAAGCGAUGUCGUCUUUGCAGGAGGCCUGGAGGCCAUCUUGGUUUUCCACAGAGAGCAAAGCAGGAUGUCGUACUUGGAGCGGGCUGUCAUGGCCAUGGAGGAGGAGUUGCUGCAAAAGUCGCGGGAGACGUUUUGUGAUAUGGUGCUCCGCAUGUUGUACUUACCGAGUAGGUAG
Symbiodinium sp. CCMP2592 is the source of this 969-nucleotide messenger RNA. NCBI's taxonomy places the organism in Eukaryota, Dinophyceae, Suessiales, Symbiodiniaceae. The record is from the annotation of a GenBank genome assembly.